AUGGCCUCCCCUAGCGUUCUCACCUUUGACGCUGAGGGUCGGACAGUGAACUUUGAGGUCUGGGUAGAUGAUCUGCAGCUUUUCCUGCAGUGCGAUAGGGCAGACGGCCUCUCCCUAUUUGACCUCACUUGUGGUGCCUCCCCUGCCCCUACUGCUGAUGCUGACGCCACUAUUCGCUCAGAGUGGGCCACAUGUGAUGUUGCUGCUCACCUUGUUGUGCGCCGUCACUUACCGACCACUGAGCGUGCACACUUUAGCCAGUACAAGAGUGCUCAGACCUUGUACAACGCUGUAGUUGCACGCUACUCUUCCCCUGCCACUGCUGCACUGAGCCGCCUCAUGCUACCGUACCUCUUCCCUGACCUUGCUCCCUUUCCCACUGUCGUAGACCUCAUUACGCACCUCCGCACUAGUAACACUCGCUACCGCGCUGCGCUUCUUGCUGAGUUCUGCGCCAAGAACCCCCCCCCCCCCCCCCCCCCCCAUGGGUGUUCUCCCCCCCCCCCCCCCCUCUUGCUUUCUAUUGCCUCUUCUGCUGCGGUCGACCUCGUUGGUUUUGAGUCGGUCGGCGCUGCGUCUGUCCCGAGCGGGAGACGCCGCACCGGCAAGGGCAAGGGGGGCAAGGGCACUGGAGGGGCUGGAGGGGGCGGUGGAGGUGGUGGUGGAGGCAGUGGAGGGAGUGGGGGUGGUGGUGGGAGUGGUGCGGGGGGUGGCAGCGGCGCCGGCAGCAGUGGAGGCGGCGGAGGCGGUGUAGGUGGCGGAAGGAGUGGAGGAGGCGGAGGUGGCGGAGGAGGCGGAGGUGGAGGAGGCUGCGGAGGCGGCGGAGGUGGCGGCGGCGGAGGAGGCGGCGGUGGUGGAGAGAGUCGCGACUCUGCACAGAGGAGUAGCGUCGGUGGUGGUCAGCGACAGCAGCAGUUGCGGAGUGGUGUGACCCUGUCCCCUCAGCAGCUUCGUGAGUGGUACACUGCGCGCCAGCGCGGUGGGGUUUUUGGUCCCUGCUCUUACGUCCUCCGUACCGGUGACCACGCUGGUGAGCAGUGCGGAGGCCCGCACUCCACCCAGCGCUGCUUUGGUCGCCUGACGGACGCGUGGCGUCGCCAGUUCCCUGAGGCCUCAGAGAUCCCUCGCUGCGGAGAUCUGGCUAAGGCCGGGGUUGCUAUCUUUGAUCUUGACUUUGAUGCUACCCUUGCUGCCAUGUAUGCUGUUGAUACUAGUGUUGAGGGUGCCUGUUACCUGUGUGUACCGCCUGACCCGCGCAUCGAGGCCACUGCUCUGGGUGCUAAUGAGACUGCUGCUCUAGGUGCUAGUGCGUCUGCUGCCCCAGGUGCUGGUGAGUCUGCUCUCUCAGACCGCACCACUCUUACGCCGCUCAGUCGGCCGGUUGCAGUCUCCCUUGCAGACCCCUCUGGGGGUCCUGUCCUUGCCAGCUUCUCCACUGUCCUUCCGUGCCCUGCAGCCCCCUCUGGCACCCUGUCUGGUCUCUACCUCCCCUCGUUCUCUACGAACUUGGUGAGUGGAGCUGACCUACAGUAUAAGGGGGUCGACCAGUUCACUCCUGCGAACUCUCCUUUGCCACCACCGCCUUGGUCACCCCUCCCUGCCUCGUCUCUAAGGCAUGGCCUCCCGUUUCCUUGUCUCUGGUCUUCCUCGGUCUCUCCCUCCCCUUCUCCGGGGCCUGGCCCUACCUGCGUCCCCUGCGUCGAGGGGCGACAGCGAGCCGCCCCUCACUCCUCCGAGUUUCCUUCGACAGAGGCUCCGCAGCAGACGCUACACAUGGACGUGUGGGGCCGAGCCCGCGUCAGUGGGAAGGGGGGAGAGCGGUACUUUCUGCUGGUCGUUGACGACUACUCGCGUUACACCACAGUCUUCCCCUUGCGCAGCAAGGGUGACGUCACUGAGGGCAUCCGCCAGACCUUCACGCUUCCGGCCUCUCCACAGCAAAAUGGGAUUGCUGAGCGCCGCAUUGGCAUGGUCAUGGACGUCGCUCGGAAGAUUGGUGAUGCGUCUGCGUUUCGGGUCUGGGGAUCUCGGGCGUUUGUCUGCGACUUGUCUUCGGACAAGUCCCCCCGUGCUAUUCCUUGCGUCUUCCUUGGCUUCCCCCCUUACGCGACUGGGUGGCAGUUUUACCACCCCACCUCGCGUCGUGUUCUGUCUUCCCAGGACGUCACCUUUGACGAGUCGGUGCCUUACUACCGUGUGUCCCAGGUAGACGCAGUCGAGCCUGUCGAGCUGGCUGUUGACUCUGGUGCUGCUAGAGGUGCUGAGCCUUCGGGUGCCGGGUCAGGGGGUGCUAGGUCUGGGGGUGCUGAGACUGGGGAUACUGAGCCUGGGGGUGCUGAGUCUGGGGGUGCUGAGCCUGGGGGUGCUGAGCCUGGAGGUGCUAAGCCUGGGGGUGCAGAGCCAGGGGGUGUUGGGUCUACUCGUGUGGCCACCGGCGGUGCUUCGUGGAGGCAGGAGCCGCUCUCUCCACAGGAGCUGCGCGAUUGGUUCGCCCGCCGCUGGAGACGUACCGCUGAUUCUGGGGUCACUGCUGGAGCUACUAGAGUUGGUCCUGCUGGAGUUGCUGUCGGUGCUGGUGCUGCUGGAGGUGGAGCUGCUGGGGGUGUUGGCACUGGUGUUUCUACUGGUGCUGGUACGUCUGGGGGUGCUGCUGAGGCUGCUGGUGCUGACGGUCCUACUGGAGUUGGUGCUGCUGAAGCUGGAGCUGCUGGGGGUGUUGGCGGUGGCGGUGCUGCUGUCGCUGGUGCUUUUGAGGGCACUGGAGUUGGCGCUGUUGGAGCUGGAGGUGCUGCUGGCGCUGGUGCUGCCGCUGGGGGUACAGGUGCCGUCCCUGCUGGUUCUGGAGGCGCUGAGCAGCCGAGGCCGUACUUCGUUCCGCUCGUGGAGCAGUCAUCAUGCUACGCGUCUGCGUCCUCCUGCGGUCCCUCGCACACACCAGAUGGCAUUGUGUCCUUCCACUUCUCCUCUCUUCCUUCUCUUGCUGACCCAGAGUCUGACUCCCUUCGUGCUGCUAGUCCUUCGGUCACGCGCCUUCUUUCUAGUGUUGUCACUGACCCUUCCUUUGAGUCCACUGCUGCAUCUGCCCUAGUUGCUGAGCUUGUCGACUUUGCUGCUCGCUGUUGUCUAGACUACGCUGCCAGUCUUGUUGCUGAAUCUGAGUCUGUCUGUCCUCCGUCCGUCGGGGACAUCCCGACUCCUCGAUCGUACGCUGAGGCGAUCGAGGGUCCCUACUCCUCUCAGUGUCAGCCGGCCAUGGACGCAGAAAUGGCUUCUUGGAAGUCCACAGGCACCUACGUCGACAAGGUUCCCCCACCUAGGGCGAACAUCGUCAGUAGGAUUUGGACUUUCAGGGUGAAGCGGCCGCCGGGUUCUCCGCAUGUCUUCAAGGCGCGUUACGUGGCUCAAGGCUUCAGUCAGCAGCAAGGAGUUGACUUCUUUCAGACCUUCUCUCCCACCCCAAAGAUGACCACUCUUCGGGUGCUGCUGCACAUAGCCGCUCAGCGCGACUACGAGCUUCACUCUCUUGACUUGAGCACAUCUCUCUUGCAGGGCAGCCUGCACGAGGAGAUCUGGCUGCGCCGCCCACCUGGCUUCACUGGAUAG
This is a messenger RNA of Closterium sp. NIES-65, 3603 nucleotides long. The record is from the annotation of a GenBank genome assembly. Lineage: Eukaryota; Viridiplantae; Streptophyta; Zygnematophyceae; Desmidiales; Closteriaceae.